CCCUUCCAACAGGCGGUGGGGUUUCAGUCAGGGGGGACGCUGACAGGUGGACUGUCUGAGAGCCCCAUCUGAUCUGGAAAAAAGGGAUUUUCAGUGUCUUCCUCGGUCCGUAGAAAGAUCAUGGCUCCAACAAGAAACUGUCGGGAAUCUUUCUUGGUGCUUUUACUGCAAAUUGUGUUUAUUUGCUCCGCUCAGAGAGGCCCAGUCGGUCCCAGAGGCCCUCCAGGGCCACCCGGGAUAGCUGGAGUGCCUGGAGUGGACGGUAUUGAUGGUGACAGAGGAGAAGACUCUACAGUGACUGGUGCACCAGGACCUGAUGGAGAAAACGGCAAAGAUGGGGCUCCUGGAGCUCCAGGCAUCCCAGGGGCAGAUGGACCUGUGGGACCUCCUGGGGAUCCAGGCCUCGUGGGCCCAAAAGGCUUAAAAGGGGAAUCUGGAGCUCGCGGGCCUCUUGGAGAGCCUGGCGUAGGACCUGAUGGACUUGAUGGUAUUCCUGGUUCCGAUGGGCUACCAGGGGAACUGGGAAAAGUAGGACCCCCUGGAGCAAGAGGGAGAAGAGGUCAAGUUGGUCUUCCUGGUCCUCGUGGUCCAAGAGGGCCUCCGGCUGUCUAUGAAGGCAAAGACCUGUGUCCCAAUGCCUGCCCCUUAGGUAUUACUGGAUAUUCUGGCCUCCCAGGCAUGAAAGGUCACAAAGGGGUUAAAGGUGAAUCAGGUGAGCCGGGAAGACAAGGACACAAGGGAGAUGAGGGUGAACAGGGACUGGCUGGUGAAGUUGGAUCUCAAGGACUACCAGGCCCAGCUGGAUCAAGAGGCCUCCCGGGAAUAAUGGGCUCUAAAGGUGACAGGGGACCUCGUGGAAACCCGGGCGACAUAGGCCCUCGUGGAAUCCAGGGAGCUCCGGGGGAUCCAGGCCAGAGAGGACCCAUUGGUGAGAACGGCCCAAAGGGAGUGCUGGGGGACCGAGGUCCGCCAGGAAUCAGAGGAGUUCCUGGGCCAAAAGGAGACCCUGGCCUUCCUGGUCCAGAUGGUCGUGAAGGAAUUCCUGGACUGCCAGGGUCCAAGGGUCUUCCAGGAAAAAAUGGGGCUCCAGGUGAUGCUGGCCCACAGGGACUUCCUGGUUUGCCGGGAGCUUAUGGUCAAAAAGGACACGGAGCUGCAAAGGGUAACGCAGGUGAUCCAGGAGUUGCUGGUCUGAUGGGGUCUCCAGGGAAACAAGGUGAACGUGGUGAUCAAGGAGAGGUGGGACCCAUUGGGCCCAGAGGAGGACCAGGUGGACGAGGAGAAAGAGGACCCGAUGGGCCCCCGGGAUUAUCAGGAGCCAGGGGGAGCAAAGGAAAUCCAGGCCUACCCGGACUCCCUGGCCCUGCUGGUUUCCGUGGUCAGAAAGGAGACAGGGGUGCAGUCGGUCUUGAUGGUCCAAAGGGAGACCAGGGACUUCCAGGAGCUGAGGGAACAGCAGGAGAGAGAGGAGAUGUGGGUGAACCAGGAGAACCGGGAGAGAAAGGAUCGUCAGGCCCACCAGGAGAGACGGGAAAUAAAGGACCCGAGGGCAGCCGAGGACUGCCAGGUAAAGAGGGCAAGUUGGGUCAACCAGGACCCCGUGGCAUGCAGGGGGACAUGGGGGUGCCUGGCCUGCCGGGAAUACAGGGACCAGCGGGAAAAUCACCAACAGAUACACACAUCAAACAAGUCUGCAUGAGGGUAAUGCAAGAUCAGUUUGCCCAGCUAGCAGCUAGCUUGACCAGGCCUGAGUCAGGUAUUGGUGGGAUGCCUGGUCCUCCAGGCCCACCUGGACCUCCAGGCCCCACAGGAGAGAAUGGUUUCCCAGGUCACACCGGAUCAAGAGGUCUGCCUGGUCUGAAAGGGCCACCUGGACUGAUGGGAAUCAAAGGACCCAAGGGUGACCAGGGUGAUAAAGGGGACAGGGGACCCAUAACGAGAGGACCCAAAGGAGAACCAGGUGCACCUGGUUUACCAGGCAAUCCUGGUCGACCAGCUUAUGGCAGAGACGGUCGUGACGGAGAGAGGGGACCUCGUGGGGUUGCUGGUACAGCUGGUGUUCCUGGACCUCCUGGUCCUCCUGGUUUGAACAGUUACUGUGAGCCGUCGCAGUGCAUCCUUCCCGUGGUGGCAUCACCGGUUUCGGCAAAGGACUCCAGCAUGAAAGGUCCCACUGAGAUGUGAGGAGGGACCACAGCUGCAUUGGGCGGAAAACUGACAGAGUGGAGGAGAAACUAGAACUCUGUAGAAAAUGUGUCGAUUUGAGUUUUGACACUUGGUGUGUGUGUGUGUGAGUGUGUGUGUGUUGUUGUGUUUUUAAAUGUAGUCAGCUGAUUUGGAACUAGAUUUAUUUUUAAGCCAUCUUUGUGGUUAUAAAGUCAUAUUAGGGUGGACACUGAAAAACACCCAUCAGCUUUUGAAACUCCUUUAUAUGACAAAAAAAAUCAUUUUACCUCAACUUUGCCAUCUAAAAGGAGGGUUUAUUUUUGAGAAAUUAAAAGCUCCCUCUACAAACCUUCUAGCCCCUUCUCGAUUCAAACAACACGGCAAUAUUUUCUGUGUGUUUAUGUAAAUGUGUCAAUAUGCAAAUUAUACUGAUGAAAAACAUACAUUAGUUUGUGAGUAUCUUUGUUGGUUGUCCACUUAAAUCCCUACUUGUGCUUUUUGCUCUUAAUGUAGGAGAAUGUUUGAUAAUUUCUGUCUCUGUGUGGUUUUGAUUAGAGGUUGGCCAUGUUUGAAAACCUCUCUGGCAGUUUUAUAUGACUUCUUAUUUAUUAUAUCAAGGUUCGACGUGACAUCUUCAAGUUGUACAAAGGAGGGAAAUAAAAACAUUUUGAUAACCCCUGGAAUGUUUUGUAUGAACAAGUAAAUAAAAAUGAAGUGCACUUAAAACAAAACGUAAACUUGAAUCACUACGAUGAAAAACUCAAAGCUGUUUGUUACUUUAAAACACACCAAAUUCAGACAAAAGGAUUAAAAAGUAUCAGAAAGCCGAUCUCAUGAAGACGUGCUUAACCAUGCUUACUAAAAUGAGUGCUUUUACAGUGUCAUUAAAAUUGUCAUUGAUAUUGCAUCCUGUUUCCUCACUGUAAAUAAUUCAUUA
Messenger RNA from Pelmatolapia mariae (spotted tilapia), 3103 nucleotides. It is a transcript of the gene col9a1a, whose product is annotated as collagen, type IX, alpha 1a. The record is from RefSeq and is a predicted model, not a curated record. Gene Ontology annotation, molecular function: extracellular matrix structural constituent conferring tensile strength. Bases 121 to 2184 code for a protein of 687 amino acids. The transcript is spliced from 32 exons. Gene Ontology annotation, biological process: extracellular matrix organization. NCBI's taxonomy places the organism in Eukaryota, Metazoa, Chordata, Actinopteri, Cichliformes, Cichlidae.